AUGACGCAGCUCCAGCGGACCCUGGUGGCGAGCGAGCUUGCUACCUGUGUCUUCGGGCAAUCAUGGGCGCUAUGCAAGCUCUCAGAGUCACUUACGAAGGUUGGCAAAGCUGAAAUCAUGACAAGCGCCAUCGAUUACGUGAACCAGGCGGAGCUCCAGAUUCGGUGGAUAACCCAUGAGAUCGAGACCUUGCAGAAUCGAGUGCUGCACCUUCAAACGCUUCUCCCAUGUGAAUAG
Molecule: messenger RNA, 237 nt
Organism: Cladophialophora carrionii CBS 160.54
Lineage: Eukaryota; Fungi; Ascomycota; Eurotiomycetes; Chaetothyriales; Herpotrichiellaceae
Exons: 1
Coding region: 1-237 (78 amino acids)
Molecular function (GO): protein dimerization activity
Source: RefSeq, a predicted model, not a curated record